AUGACAAGCAGUGGCGAUCAGGCAGGAGGCCUGACGAAAGGCCGGGACGGCAUUCCGUCAUGGGACGGAACAACAAGCAGCUUCCAAUCCUACGUGGAAGCUGCAGAACUCUAUGAACAAGGCACUCCGUACCACAAGAGAUACCUUUGUGGACCAAAGCUACAGGCCGAGCUGACGGGGACAGCACGGCGACAUGUGGUGGGCCAGCGACCCGACUGGCUAUCACAUGAACAAGGUGUUCACACACUUCUCCAACACUUAAGGAAGUGUUUGGGGAAGCCGCAGCUUCCCGAGCUCACCGAGCUUCUCGCGCAGUACUUCAAGGGCUCUCGCAGGUACCAUGGCGAGGGAAUGGGAAGCUACAUCUCCCGAAAGUGCGAACUCUACAUCCGUGCCCAACAGGCAAUGAGUCGAGUACAACCCCAUCAUGAUACAGCGGCCCAGACGAGGUGGGCCAGUCGUGGUAACUAUGGGUACAGCGACUACGGGGGCACCUACAGUAGAAGGAGCAGUUUGGAUUCCCAUGUCAGCGACGGGGAUACAGAGGCGGACACAGUGGACACCCAGGCAGCGGCACCCACAGCUACGCCAGCCGCAACAGGAGCCAAUGCAGGACAUGAUGAAGAUCAUGCCUGGAACCCCAAUGGGGGUGACUGGGCCAGGAGCCAAUGGGGAUGGCAGGGAUGGGACUGGAACACUUCGUGGGCCGAGUACCCAUAUGGGGCAUGGACAUGGCCCCGGACAACAAGGGAUGAGAGGACAACCCUGCCAGAGUUGGUUCCCGAAUUUGUUCAAGCUUGGUUUCUGCUACAAGACGCGGGGCUAGAGCAGAGUGAAAAGAACUUGGUCUUGACCGCCAUCAAAGGCGAGAUGGACCUUCAGAAGAUGGCCCAGGAGCUGCGGACGCAGUUUCCCGAGCCAGAGCUCAAACGCCGGGACAGCCAUCGCCGCCAACACCACGGCCUCAUGGGGAUGCCCACCGAGGAGGACGACGGUGGCGACGAUGAGGGUGAGGCCGGACAUGACCUGGCCUUCGAGGCGGAAGAGGAGCUCACGGACGAAGGCUACGCGCUGUGGAGCAGCGCCACCGAGGAGGCGGAACAGGCCUUCGCAGCCUUGCAAGGGGCCCGCCGGACCUUAAAGGAAGCCAGGGAGCGACAGAAGCAGGUGCGGCUCAAUCGUCGUUACUUCCGGGGACCCGGUGGCGGCAAAGGAGGCAGCAGCGGACCUCGUGAUGAUUCGAAGAUCAGCUGCUUCAAUUGUGGCCAGAUGGGGCAUAGGACAGCCAACUGUCCUAAGAAGAAGGGUCCAGGGGCGCCACCAGAGAACAUGGCACCCUUCGUGUGCUAUGCAGGCUACCAGGAGGACAACCCCGAGCAGCAGGCCUUGGCAGUGAACGCACCCACCACUCAGGAAGCCAUCCUUCAGGGCAAGUGCGUCGUAGACAGCGGCGCCACCAAGAGCCUGGGAUCAGUCAAGGCUCUCGAACAGGUGAUGAAUCGAGCAGCCGGCGUGGUGAACCACAUUGACCUUCAAGACCGCCCAGUGUUCGGCUUCGGCAACAGCUCGGAGGAUGCCUGCAUUUCAACAGUUCACCUUAACGUGAGUGCAGGGGGCAAGCCAGGGACUCUCAAGGUUCAUGCUUUGGACACUGGAGAAGGACCCAUCCUUUUCUCCAUCGAUGCUCUCAGGUCCUUAGGGGCGAUCGUGGACUACAGCGCCGAUCUAAUGGUUCUCAGGAACCUGGAUAAGCACCAGCUCAUCCGGCUCGAGCGCUCCAGUGCAGGACAUCAACUUUUCCCGCUCACUGAGGAUUUCUUCGAGCAUGCUGAGCCCGCAAUCAUGGAAGAGCUUCGUUUGGCAUUGGCCCAGUUGGGGGAGCAACCCCCCAGCAGUUGGACCAAGGUCGAACUGCGUCUUCGCUUGGAGCAGGUCACGGGCGAGGACAUGAGCCAGAAGAUCAAGAAAAAGCCCAUCGACCGCUCCCCCUACGAGAUCAUGGUGGCCCAGCUCAAUGCCUCCAGCAAAAACAAACGGACGCUGAUCAACUUCUGCGAGCGGGAUCUCAUGAUGCACAAUCUGGAUCGUUGGAGUAUCCCAAGGAUCCAACACGAGGCCAUGAAGAAGAUCUACAACCAGACCGCGGCACACCCAUCAGACCUGGUGGGGUUCGGGGCCCAUGCAGCCCUGACGUAUCGCCAGAUCCAGCACGAGCAGGAGGGCUACUGUCUGUGGCUGAAGAAGGAAGCCAAGAAGGGGCCCGACGAGUGCGAUGCCAGAUUGAUUCGGCUUGCCAAUUGGUUGGAGAUGGAGGGCGACAUCGAGAUGAAGGCCUCCGAGUCCAAGAUCAAUGUGCUCAAGCUUGCAGCUGCCAAAAAGGCUUCAAAGCCCGAGGCCGCCAGCUCAUCCGAGAAUACGGAGGUGCUCCUUCGGAACAUGUACGAGACGAUCGAGGGCCUCAAGGAGGAGAUUGCGAGCCUCAAGGGCGAGCCACAACGCAAAGCGGCCGCAAGCCGCGAGACGCACACGGAGACAAAGUCCCCGGACAUGAAGCCGACAACACCUUCGAGCGGGAAGAAGGGCUUAGUCCGAGGGAAUAGGCCAGUGAUGAUGGAGAUUGCUUGCCAGCCUAGCAGUCUGCUGGCGGCCAAGAUCCAGGAGCUUGCACAGGAUGAGCACGCCGCCGUGCGGUGUUCCAAGUGGAAUGCGUGUGACUUAGAGACUAAUGAUGGUGUGCCGUCGCCAAAGGAUGCCGAGUGGGACUACGAGCAGGCCAGUUUGGUGAAGGGGAACGGUGCACAUGCCGGGAUGUUCACUUGCCCCAAAGACCCCGAAGUUGCGGACAAUGUUGUCUGCGAAGUGCGGAUGAUGCGACAAAACAAUCAUGGCUACUUGAUCCUUGGAAUGUAUGCCUAUGGCAAUCACUAUGGUGUGACAAACCACACACGCCAACUGCCGUGGACCACUAAGUACCUGCUCCAGUAUUUGCAGUACCAGGCUAAGGUUGGGACCUGGAACCGAGUCAUAGGAUACCUUCGUGAGGGUUGGGCUCAGUACUUCGGAAUGCCUCGUGCCCUGAGGGUUGACCCGGCAGGUUGUUUUCGAGGUGAGGCGAUGGUUGAAUUCUGUGAUCGGAACAGUAUUUACCUGGACAUCAUUCCGGCCGAUGGCCACUGGCAAGUGGGGGUUUGUGAGCAAGCUGUUCAGGGAGUGAAGUCUGUGAUGCAUAAGCUUGCGGCAGAUGAUGAGGAAGCCUCCGUCGAGACGCUUUUGGCCCAGGCCGUGCAUGUCUUUAAUGCCAGGGAUCAUGUGAGGGGGUUUUCUCCAGUGCAACAUGUUUUUGGAAGAAGCCCGGACAUCACGGGCCGACUGGUAGCCACCCCGCACCAAGUGCCCGACGAGCUAGUGGUUGAGAGCGCGUGUGAAGACUUCGAACGGUCAGCACGGCUGCGCGCAGAAGCGGAGAAAGCUCACGCGCAGUGGCACACGGAGCAACGGAUCAGCAGAGCGCUGAAUUCUCGCACCAAGCCGGUGUACGAUUAUCGGCCAGGAGAUUUGAUCUAUUUCUGGCGUAGCCAGGAGUCCGGCCAAGGCCGGAAAAAGCCAGGAACCAAGCAUGGCCGAUACUUAGGGCCCGCCCGUGUGCUGGCCACUGAGACGCGGAAGGAGAGCGACGGCACCUUGCGACCAGGCAGUGCAGUGUGGUGUGUGAGAGGAAGGUCACUCAUCAAGUGCUGCCCGGAACAACUCCGACACGCGUCGGAGAGAGAAGAGCUGCUGGAAGGAUUAUCCCGUGAGCACGGCCAGGAGGAGACCCCCUGGACAUUCACGAAAGUGGCUGAGGAGAUUGGAGGCAACCAGUAUGAAGACGUCUCCAUGGAGAAGCCCAGCGACGAGGAGUGGAGCCGAGCUCAGGACGUGACACGAGAAGCCCCGCCCACACGUUACAGGUUUCGGGGGAAGCGAGCCGUCCCCGAACCAUCGGAAGAGAUGGAUCCGGCCCCCGAGGAGGAGCACAGUCCAUCUCAGAGUUCACAACCCGCGCGACGACGCGACAGGUUCCAGGCACACUCGGCGGCCUACAACGCGAAGGGCGAGACGUGGACACAGAAGGUGCCCGAGUCAGCAUGGUCGGCCCAAGUGGUGGACUACUGGACCGCCAACGACGCGGCCGUGGAGGUGAGUUUGGAGCUACCCGACACAGCAAAAGCGUGGAGCAAAGCGACUCAAAACUUCCAGGGAUACUUCAUUGGAGCGCUCAAGCGGCGCGCCGUUGAAGUGUCGGAGAAACGCUUGAGCCCCCAGGAAUUGGCGCAGUUCAAAGAGGCGAAAGCCAUCGAGGUGAAAAAUUUUAUUGCAGCUGAAGCCUUCCAGGCCCUACCUCCCCACUUACGACCUCACCACAGCCAAGCAAUCGGCAUGAGGUGGCUCCUAACCUGGAAGCCGAGAGAAGACGGGAGCAAGAAGGCUAAAGCCAGAGCAGUAUUACUAGGCUACCAAGAUGUUGCCUACGAACACCGAGCGACCACUUCUCCCGUGAUGACUAGGCAGUCACGCCAGAUGUUAUUGCAGGCAGCAGCCAACCACCAUUGGACAGUGCAUAAAGGAGAUGUGUCUGGAGCGUUCUUGCAGGGCAGGCCAUAUCCGGAUGAUCUUUAUUGCAUUCCUUGCGAUGAAAUCUGCCAGGCGAUGAAUCUGCCCGCCGGCACAGUGACCAAGCUCAAGCGGGCUUGCUAUGGUCUGGUGGAUGCCCCCUUGGAGUGGUACAAGACCGUCCACGAGUUCUUUAUGAGCUUAGGAGUCUUGGGUGCCAUUAGCUGGCACGCGCAGCAGGUAGCACCUCAGUACUCUGCUGAGGUCAGCCUGUUGCUGUCUGAGGUGAACAAGGGGACAGUGGACACGGUGAUUCGAACGAAUCAGCUGUUGGCAAAUGCCAAGGCUCAGAAGGGUCACUGCCUCAGGAUCCACAGGUUUCCUGCGGAUCAGCAGCUGGGCCUGUUUGCCUGGGUGGAUGCGGGAAGCCAGAAUCGCCCCGACGGCGGUUCUACCCAAGGCAUAGUGAUUGGCCUGGCUCCAGUGAGCUUAUUGCAGGGAGAUGUGUGUCCUAUAAGCUUAAUGGCCUGGCACUCAAACCGCAUCGAACGGACAUGCCGAAGUCCUGGGGCGGCAGAGACCCAAGCAGCAGUUUCAGGAGAGGAUCUGCUGUACUAUGCUCGCUACGAGUGGAGCGAGAUCAUGUUCGGUGUAGCAGAUGCUAAGGCACCGGAUGCGGCAGUGACUAAGGUGACUGGCGCGGUCAUUUCUGAUUCGCGCAAUGUGUUUGACAAACUGCAAACAGAAGUGCUCAGCAUCAAAGGGGCAGAGCGGAAGGCUGACAUCGAGCUGUUGAGUAUCAAGGAGGCUCAGCAGCGCACUAAGGUGUUGGUCCGUUGGGUUCACUCAGAAGCUCAACUGGCAAACUCUUUGACUAAGUGCGGCGGAAGCAAGGAGAUUGAGCUCUUCUACAAGAUGAACAGUUCAUGGCGGAUAGUCGAAGAUGAGCAAAUGCGCUCAGCACGAAAGCGAAAG
Messenger RNA from Symbiodinium sp. CCMP2456, 5568 nucleotides. NCBI's taxonomy places the organism in Eukaryota, Dinophyceae, Suessiales, Symbiodiniaceae. The record is from the annotation of a GenBank genome assembly.